AAGAAGACUCGAAGGGACGGACGGAUGCUGCACCCCAGUAGCUAGGGAUGCUAGAUCCUGCACACACAGCCCUGCGAUCCUGCUGCGUCCCACUCGUGUCGCCGCCGUCAGACAUGGAUACUACUACCGCACAAUCACUAUAGAAAUUAAAAGAGGGCAAAAAAUGUAAAAGGUUUAUGAGCUAUGGAGCUGCUGCUCGCAUGGUUACUGUUAGCUGGUCUCUGGCCUCUGAUCAUCGCCAAUCCCGAUGCGAAACGGCUCUACGAUGAUCUCCUGUCCAACUACAACAGACUCAUCCGCCCCGUCGGGAACAACUCCGAUCGCCUCACCGUCAAAAUGGGACUCAAACUAUCGCAGCUCAUCGAUGUCAAUCUGAAAAGUCAAAUUAUGACGACGAACGUGUGGGUGGAACAGGAGUGGAACGACUAUAAAUUGAAAUGGAAUCCGGACGAUUAUGGAGGAGUGGAAACGCUGCACGUUCCUUCCGAACACAUCUGGCUACCGGACAUUGUCCUUUACAACAACGCCGACGGGAAUUACGAGGUGACCAUCAUGACCAAAGCCAUCCUGCAUCACACUGGAAAGGUCGUCUGGAAGCCUCCCGCCAUCUACAAAUCCUUCUGCGAGAUCGACGUCGAGUACUUCCCAUUCGACGAGCAGACGUGCUUCAUGAAGUUCGGAUCCUGGACGUACGAUGGUUACAUGGUAAGGUUUCCUUAUAAACAUUUUACAUUUAAU
Nicrophorus vespilloides is the source of this 738-nucleotide messenger RNA. Its product is annotated as acetylcholine receptor subunit alpha-like 1. Gene Ontology annotation, cellular component: synapse; postsynaptic membrane; neuron projection. The annotation marks the transcript as partial. Lineage: Eukaryota; Metazoa; Arthropoda; Insecta; Coleoptera; Silphidae. Gene Ontology annotation, molecular function: transmembrane signaling receptor activity; acetylcholine-gated monoatomic cation-selective channel activity. The transcript has 5 exons. The record is from RefSeq and is a predicted model, not a curated record. Gene Ontology annotation, biological process: chemical synaptic transmission; regulation of membrane potential; signal transduction.